GCCUCUGCCUUUUUUAUCCUUCUUUCCUUUGCUUUUGCCUCAAAUUUGCUCUUUCUUUUGAAUUUAAAAUUAGUAUUCAAAAUGCUCAGUUUCUUUCCUUGAACUUGUAAUAUCUUUUCAUCCCUUCACAUUUUUCUUGAGUUUGGAUGACAUGUUUAUGGGGUGAUUCUUGAAUAGUUAUAUGUAUGUGUAAAUGAAGAAUUUAUCGCACUUUGUCUUCAUGUUUGCUGCAUGAUUCCUGUUUGUGAUCUCUGAACCACGCAACUUUUACCGUGACAUUGUUCUGUGCAAACAGUUAAUGUUUCUGUUGUGGUCUUGAAUUCAAUUUAAUGGUUUUUGUAGCCAUAUAAUACAAUGGCUUGCUUGACAUGAACCGGUCAAGGGGGAGCACCCCUUGGAAAGGCUAGUGGAUAAGUGGAUAUAGCUGUAAGGUCUGUUACUUCUCUGAGCUUUGAAGUUAGUCAUGGAGACUAAGAACAAAGAAAUGGUAUCUAAGAUGGACGAUUAUGAAGUUCUAGAGCAAAUUGGAAGAGGAACGUUUGGUGCUGCAUUUCUUGUUCUUCAUAAAUUUGAGAAUAAGAGGUAUGUCUUGAAGAAGAUUCGAUUGGCUAAACAAACAGAAAAGUUCAAGCAAACUGCUUAUCAAGAGAUGAAUUUGAUAUCAAAGCUUAAUAACCCAUACAUUGUGCAGUUCAAAGAUUCAUGGGUGGAGAAGGAAUCCUAUGUAUGCAUUGUAACAAGUUAUUGUGAGGGAGGAGACAUGGCUCAAAUGAUUAAGAAAGUUAGAGGGACAUAUCUUCCUGAAGAGAUGCUCUGCAGAUGGCUGACGCAGCUGUUGCUUGCUGUGGACUACCUCCAUUCUAAUCGUGUCUUGCACAGAGAUUUGAAAUGCUCCAACAUAUUCCUUGCGAAAGAUGGCAACAUCCAGCUAGGUGACUUUGGACUUGCAAAAUUGUUGAACAAGGAGGAUCUUGCAUCCACGAUUGUAGGCACUCCGAACUAUAUGUGUCCAGAACUUCUUGCAGACAUACCUUAUGGCUACAAAUCGGACAUUUGGUCUCUAGGUUGCUGCAUGUUUGAGAUUGCUGCACAUCAACCUGCAUUUAGAGCUUCUGAUAUGGCUGGACUAAUUAACAAGAUAAAUCGCUCCUCCAUUUCUCCACUCCCAACUGUCUAUUCCUCCACAUUAAAACAAUUAAUCAAAACCAUGCUGCGGAAGAGCCCAGUGCAUAGGCCAACAGCUGCAGAGUUGUUGAGGCACCCCUAUCUACAACCAUAUCUUGCUCAAUGCCAAAAUCUAUCUCCUGUUUUUCUCCCUGUGACGUCUGAAUACAGCUGCACGGAUAAACCAAAAGGAACCCGAUUACCUAACAAGUCUAGUGUUCACAAGAAUGCCAUAGCGUUGAAAGCAAGUCCAUCAAAGGAGUGCAAAUGUUUUAACCAGGAAAAAGUUGGUGCUUUUGCACAAAGAGUAGCAGCAAAUGAUUCGCCAAAAAGUGCAGAACAAACUGAAAAGGUCACCUCAGGAACCAGUUCAGCAAGCAUCGCAAGGACUCACCAUGAUGAAGAGAAACAAGAAAUUGCUUCUGAGAAGUCCCAAAUAGUUCAAGAGAAGCUCCGUGGAGUUGGCCAAGCUGGCAUGGAAUGUAAAAGUGCUAGUUCAGGGAAUAGCAAAAGAAUGGAAAAGCUGUCUGCGGAUUCGACAGACUAUGUUGGUCUUGCUGGUUACAAAAAGGCAUCAGCAUUGGCGAUGGAUGACCAAACUAGACAUGAUCUUGAAUUGGAACCGGAAUUCUGCGAACCCCCAACAGUGACAGACAUGAAAUCAACACCAAGUAAAUCGAAACCACCUCACGGAAACGGAGAUAGACAAAAGGAAUUGAAUAGAUCCCCUAGUGACAUCUCAUCAGUGAGUUCACUGGCUUCUCUACAUGGUGAUGAAACAAAGAUUAACUGGAAUCCUCAGAGCCUGCAAAGAGCAGAUGCUCUGGAAUCACUACUAGAGAUUUGUGCAACUUUGGUUAGACAGGAAAGGUAUGAGGAGCUAGCAGGAGUACUAAGACCUUUCAGUGAAGAAGCUGUAUCAUCAAGAGAAACAGCAAUUUGGUUGACAAAGAGCCUCAUGAAACUUCACAAAAAAGGCAACGGAGCAGCUCAGCGAUGAAAUUUCUGAUAAUUCAACUAGCUAAUUCGACUGGAUCUGAUAUGGAGAGUGUAUAAAAUAGGCUGUCAAAUUUCUGUGUUCUGGCUUCUGAUAAGGCUCAUCAAGGAGUUCUUCAUGAACUACUCUGAGAAGCAGAAACCAUAAUCCAUGCACAUUGUGCUUGCAUACCAAACUAGCUAGUUUAUAACUUCCAACUUGUCAUGAUUGGUUCUGGUCUCAUGUCAGAUAAGACCAUUGAACUUAAUUUCAAUAUUUGCUUGUUUCAAGUUUUGGUUA
Molecule: messenger RNA, 2440 nt
Organism: Populus euphratica (Euphrates poplar)
Lineage: Eukaryota; Viridiplantae; Streptophyta; Magnoliopsida; Malpighiales; Salicaceae
Product: serine/threonine-protein kinase Nek6-like
Exons: 13
Coding region: 464-2164 (566 amino acids)
Biological process (GO): protein phosphorylation; microtubule-based process
Cellular component (GO): cortical microtubule
Molecular function (GO): ATP binding; protein serine/threonine kinase activity
Source: RefSeq, a predicted model, not a curated record